Molecule: messenger RNA, 687 nt
Organism: Necator americanus (New World hookworm)
Lineage: Eukaryota; Metazoa; Nematoda; Chromadorea; Rhabditida; Ancylostomatidae
Exons: 7
Coding region: 1-687 (228 amino acids)
Source: RefSeq, a predicted model, not a curated record
AUGUCCUGCAGCUGGUUGUUCCUCGUCACAACUGCUCUAAGCGUUUUAGCUGCGCUUGCUGAUAUUGAUUAUGCUCUUGAUUGUGACACUGGUUAUAGAGUAUCGGGGAUUAAACGCACAAAAACAUUCUACAGUGUGCUCGGCUCGCUAACAAUUGAAUGUGAACAAAUUUCCCGCCCAGAUUACACCACUUGUGCGAAGCAACCCAGCAUACCUAAAUGUAACGGGCAAAUAGAAGGAUGUCACGGUGACACAUGGUUGGGCGGAUUUCAUGCGUAUCUUCUCGAAAAUUCCACACAAGCAAUAGUACUGGAUCCGGUAUGCUGCUCAUCACCGCAUGUUCGUAUUGAUUCGUUCUCGUGUAUUAACGAUCAAAUCAAUACCGCUACGAAAGAUUUCUCGCAUUCGUUAGUGUCUGAUUUGACUUAUCGUGGCCUACAAUGUUGGCAUCAGUACAACACGAACCGAACGCUCGUCGAUCUACUUUGGAAAACUGAAAUCUGCCCGUACGAAUCGGUCGAUUUCCCGAUAGUGACCACAGAACAAUUCUGUGAAGAGUGUAAUUGUGCGUGCGGUGUGGAACAAUGUGCGUCCGGGGUAGAACCGGUGCGAAUCAUUCACAAGAAACGGCUUGGGAAAUGCGGUUGUGAUUGUAGAUGUUCAUAUAAAUGUAUAAAGUUCGAUUAA